Messenger RNA from Lobosporangium transversale, 744 nucleotides. RefSeq names its product acyl-CoA N-acyltransferase. The transcript is spliced from 2 exons. The record is from RefSeq and is a predicted model, not a curated record. Gene Ontology annotation, molecular function: acyltransferase activity, transferring groups other than amino-acyl groups. Lineage: Eukaryota; Fungi; Mortierellomycota; Mortierellomycetes; Mortierellales; Mortierellaceae. Bases 51 to 743 code for a protein of 230 amino acids.
ACACCUUGAAUCGGCCACUCAAAAUCAAACGAGAAGACUAUCAGUACAACAUGGCUAAACAAGAAUCUAUCAUCGCUUCUGUCACCAACAACGAACGAUCACCAGAAGAGUAUGAAAGGCUCGCAAGGUCGCACGACUCUUACUCACCCUUUUGGUUAACAGAAACUAUCCAGUUAGGGCCACUAUUACCUUCAGAUAAGGAAUCGUUGCUCGAAUAUUUGAAUGACUCGAGAGUCUAUCAGUGGCUCCUUGGUCCCCCUUAUCCCUACACUGAGAAGGACGCGGAUUUGUUUAUAAAAGGCCGUGUCGAUCGAGUCACUAAGAAUGGCACGCCAUUGCAUCUGGUUUUCCGAGAUAUGACAAAAGGUGGCAAGGCUAUCGGCUCUGUUGGGGUGUCAGAUGAUAGUGACGACAUGCUCGAUGGUGAUGAUGUUGGAUAUUGGCUUGCUCCAGAAUAUCAUGGCAAGGGUUUGAUGGCUAAAGCAUUGAAGGUGCAGCUUCGCAGGGUCGCAAUUCAGGAGGUCGGUAAACGAAAAUUCAACGCACAUGCAUUUGUGGGUAAUUGGGCGAGUCGCAAAACUAUGGAGAAGGCAGGCUUCGUCUAUCAACCAAAUAUGGAAAAGACAAAAACAAAGGACGGAAAAGAGAUAGAGCUCUGGACUAUGCGAAUGUACUUGGAUGACAAAGAUGUAGAAAACUACGGACUCAUUCCGGAAGCCACACCACUGCCUUCGCUAAUAUAGG